Messenger RNA from Hydractinia symbiolongicarpus, 648 nucleotides. Its product is annotated as leucine-rich repeat transmembrane neuronal protein 4-like. The record is from RefSeq and is a predicted model, not a curated record. The coding region runs from base 1 to 648 and encodes 215 amino acids. NCBI's taxonomy places the organism in Eukaryota, Metazoa, Cnidaria, Hydrozoa, Anthoathecata, Hydractiniidae. The transcript is spliced from 2 exons. Gene Ontology annotation, molecular function: protein binding.
AUGGCAUACUUGAAAGUGCACUCUUUUACACUUUCCAACAAUAAAAUCAAAAAGUUGGAACGUGAAACUUUCAGACAAUUCGUUGAUUUGAACAAUAACAAAGUCACGAUCCUUAAAAAUAACACGUUUUAUGGUUUAACAAAUUUAAUAUGCAUAAUACUACACGAAAACAUCAUCACCAAUAUCGAACAAAAUGCAUUUCACAGCUUAAGAAGUUUGAGAACAUUAUAUCUCCAAAACAACUUGAUAAAAUCCAUCAAUCGUGGUGUAUUAAACCAACUGGGUAACAUGUCAACUUUAAGACUUUCACAUAAUAACAUUGGGAUGUUGGAAGAUGGAACAUUUGAAGGAUGUAAGUCUCUCACAAAUUUAUAUUUGGAUAAUUAUAUUAUUACCAGAAUUGAUGCUCAUGCAUUUGCACCUUUUCGAGGUUUACAAAAUCUGUUAUCCGUUUAUUUGUCACACAACAAAUUAGUCGAGAUUGAUUUUGCUUUUUUUAACAAAACCUCUCGAUUAACAGGUCUAUACAUCAAUUCUAAUUACAUCAGAAUGGUGAAAAAUUCUUUUUCCAGAGGACUGCCAAAUUUGCUGAAAUUAGAUAUGGGCAACAACAAAAUGAUGUCUUUAAAAGAUACAGUUUUUGUUUGA